Molecule: messenger RNA, 1837 nt
Organism: Pogonomyrmex barbatus (red harvester ant)
Lineage: Eukaryota; Metazoa; Arthropoda; Insecta; Hymenoptera; Formicidae
Gene: flr
Product: actin-interacting protein 1 flr
Biological process (GO): locomotion; actin filament depolymerization; sarcomere organization
Cellular component (GO): cortical actin cytoskeleton
Molecular function (GO): actin filament binding
Source: RefSeq, a predicted model, not a curated record
GUACGUAUGAUGUGUGUAUGUGUGUGUGUCGGGAGGUGCUGUAUCGCGAGCAGUCGCGAGCUAUCACACAUAGCGAGCCGUCGUAGACGUCGCAUCCCCACGUCAUCGGAUCCUCCCGUUCGGUCUCGUCAGGCAUUGUUGGGUGCGAAGAGGCACGGUGUGCACCGGCGAGAUGUCGUAUGAAACGAAAUAUAUAUUUGCUGCGUUACCAAGAACUCAAAGGGGACAGCCUCUUAUACUGGGUGGCGAUCCCAAAGGAAAGAACUUUUUAUAUACCAAUGGUAACAGUGUUAUCAUUAGAAAUAUUGACAAUCCAGCGAUUGCAGACGUUUAUACAGAACAUUCUUGCGCUGUGAAUGUUGCCAAAUAUUCCCCUAGUGGUUUUUACAUAGCUUCGGGAGAUCAAUCCGGUAAAGUACGUAUUUGGGAUACAGUUAACAAGGAGCAUAUAUUAAAAAAUGAAUUCCAUCCUAUUGGCGGACCCAUUAAAGAUAUUGCUUGGUCAGCUGAUAGUCAACGCAUGGUCGUGGUCGGAGAAGGAAGAGAAAGAUUUGGGCAUGUAUUUAUGGCAGAAACAGGAACGUCAGUAGGCGAAAUCUCUGGUCAAAGUAAAUCUAUCAACUCAUGUGACUUUAGACCGGCUAGACCAUUUAGAUUAAUAACUGGAAGUGAAGAUAACACUAUCGCUGUAUUCGAAGGCCCUCCAUUCAAAUUCAAAAUGACGAAGCAAGAACAUACUCGUUUCGUUCAAACUGUACGUUACUCCCCUGAUGGAAAUCUGUUUGCUUCCGGUGGUUUCGAUGGGAAAGUAUUUUUAUAUAAUGGAACAACUUCUGAUCUUGUUGGGGAAGUAGGAUCCCCCGCACAUCAAGGUGGAGUCUAUGGGGUAGCAUGGAAACCCGAUGGCACACAAUUAUUAACUGCUUCCGGUGAUAAAACUUGUAAACUGUGGGAUGUAGAAACACGUUCUUUAAUUACCGAAUUCAACAUGGGAACAACAGUCGAUGAUCAACAAGUGAGCUGUCUGUGGCAAGGGAAACAUUUAUUAUCCGUGUCACUUAGCGGUUUCAUCAACUAUCUUGAUGUCGACAAUCCUGAGAAGCCUAUAAAGAUAAUAAAAGGUCAUAAUAAACCAAUAACGGUGCUAACGUUAAGUCCUGAUAGAGGUACGAUUUACACUGGGUCUCAUGAUGGUUACAUCACCAAUUGGAAUGCAGAAACAGGGGAGAAUGAUCGUGUGCAAGGGCACGGUCACGGUAAUCAAAUUAAUGGGAUGAAAGCCACGGGUAACUUACUCUAUACUGCCGGUAUCGAUGAUACUUUAAGAUCAGUCGAUAUUGCGACGAACGCAUAUGCAGAAACUGCCGUGGUAAAAUUGGAUUCACAACCACGAGGUUUGGAUAUAUAUAACGAUAUAGUUGUGGUUGCUUCAGUUCGACAGAUCGCAGUUACACAAAAUGGCAAAAAGCUGUCAAGUUUACCAGUCGAAUACGAGCCAUCGUGCGUGUCAAUUAAUCAAGAAAUUGGAGAUGUAGCUGUUGGAUCCACAUUUGACAAUAAAGUUUAUAUUUACGAAUUGUCGGACAUUACACUAACUCAAAAGACUGAACUAGAACAUCUGGGUCCAGUUACGGAUGUUUCAUAUAGUCCUGAUAAUAAAUAUUUAGUUGCCUGUGAUGCAAACAGAAAAGUUAUAUUGUACACCGUACCAGAAUAUAAGGUAAAGUAUAACUUAAAUUCUUUCUCUAGAAUUUCAUUUAGAUUUAAUUAUAUCCAGCUAAAGAAAUAAGUUUUACAAGUUUCAUGUAAUCGAAUUUGUUAUGUACAUACAUAAAAU